AUGGGUGUUAUCUUUCCUCUCGGCUACCGUUUUGUGUGCUGGGGGGAUGGGGCCGUGCCGAGGAUGAGACACUCCAAAUAUUUACCACUUGGCUUACUUAAAACCUUUAUUUCUGAACUGGGCCUCCUCCAUUGCUCAAGUUCAUAGGUAUACUCUUCAACCACGUAUGAGUUUCGGUGGAAUUUGGCCGUAUUAAAGUGGAGUAUACACACGCUUGAAAAGUCGACAAAAUGUAUUCCUCUGCUGGAGGUAAGUGCUGCAGCUAACAUUAGCAACGGCUAAAUGAUGCAAAAUUAACACUACAAUUCUUCAUUUUUGGUGUUUCGUUGCCGUGGGAUAUUAUUGAAACAUUCACUCAGUUUUUGUUUGACUUAUCUAGUUCGUAGAGAAAGGUAAAAGCCUAAGGUUGAGAACAUUUCGUCCCAGUCUGUGUGGAGGCAAGCUUAGCUAGCGUGCAACAACAAGCGGCUAGCCGAGUUAGCUUCAAGGAGGACUCCUGCUUUAACUUGCUAUACUGAGCUACUAGAUGUAAAUACGAGGGACUAGAUUAUGCUCUUGGUGGUUUUGAGGAAGUAGUUUCUAUUACAAAUAAAACCUAAUGUCUUUGAGUGCCUCACCGUUGAACACGAAGUCCAGAGUUAUAGCGGCCGACCAUGCUAUCUAAUCUGAUCACGUACAGUCUGCUGCCAAAUACUAGUUAAGGUUGAAUAUAUAAAGUUAUGUAGAAUACCUUUCGGCAAAUAUGUGCAUUUCUGCACCAUUAAGUCUAUUUGACAUUGGCAAGAUUGGCUUAGUGAUGUUGGACACUUGAAGAUGACCCGGAGACAUGUGCAAGAAGUUUUGCAGAAACUUGGUAAAGUAUCUAAAAUCAUCAUUAGACUGGUUUAUUAAUGCUUCAUAUUGUCGAUUUUCAUUAUUAUCACCAAUUGUAACUACUUUCCAGGAGUGGAGCAGGUAUUAAAAGGCAGCCAUGUACAGUAUAAGGCUAAUGAUUCCCUUACAUAGUAAAUUGCAGUUUCUUGCUUAUGGAUGUAGGUAUGAAGUAUCAGCCUGAUCAAGCAGGUGAUAUAAAAACAGCUAUGCAUCAGCAGCCAUGGGUAAGAUCAACAAACCACUGUGAUACAGCACUGAUAUUAAAGAUCCAACUUGUGCAUUAUUGAUUUGCUGUUUUUUGGACCUUUUCUGUCGUUGCAUCUUCAAUUUUUAUUUACUAAAUUUUGAUGAAUUGCUUCAGCUUGUUUCUAUCUCGUUUGUAUUUCCUGUGGCUUACUUUGUUUUCACUGAGGGUCAUUCCUUUUAGUCUGCCAGAUGUUUGUUUCUGAUGACUUCCUCUGUGUUGUUUGUUUGUAAAAGGAGGCAAACUCAAUCUCUAACUUCAAGUACAAAUGCAACUGCCUUGAACCUGAACGUUUUCUAUCCAAGUAAAGCUACAGUUUCUCAAGGAUACUUUGCUUAGAUAGAAGUAAAUCUACUGCUCUUCUAAUCUGGUACAGUGCUGAAUACGUGUAGAAAAUGGCUGAAUCUAUAUACUUAGUUUUUUUCCCCAUAUGGCUGUGAUAGUAACUUUAUUUCAACGCAAGAUCUGGGCUUUUUGUCACUGUGAUCAGAGAGUUUUCAGGCCAUAUUUACAUCAACCUCAUACAUGAGUUGUGUCCAGCUGAUUGCAAGAUCAUGCUUUUGUAUUGUUUAGUUGAGUAAAUUUCUAAAAAAAAGCUCUUUACCGCAGGAAAAAUGACGACUGAAAAUGUUAUGGAUGAAUGUCUCUGUCAUGGGAGACAUCUCUUCUCUUGAACGACUCUACUAUUAGUCUUGCCCUGUUGCUUUUCGGGGUGAAUGGGUGGCUUCAGCAGGGUUUAGAUUGUCAGCUUGCUGGACUCCUACUGCGCCCAAGCUGAUAAGGGUUUUGAAAAAGGUGGCCUUGAUUGUAGACCAAGGUGCCAUGGAGGUGAUAAGCAAGUGAGACAUAAGCAUUAGAGAUGUACUAUUAAACAUUUGCAACAUUCAGUUCUUCACACAUCUGUUUAUGAUCGUUAUAGGCUGCUGUGAUGAGCAGUAAAAGUGGACUUUUCAUUUCUAGGAAAAAACUUUCUUCGUGUGAGUUCCGGUCGCUAACUUGUCAUAUUUGUCCCCCUGUAGCCUCUGAGAUGCUCGAGGGACCCCGUUCCUCUGGGUCAGCAAGCUCUGGUGAGUCUUGAGUCCAUAUUUGGGCUCUGAAAGCCUAAAACUGGCUCCCGCAGAGGUUCCAGUGUAAAUGGCAACACUCGACUUUCUUUUACAUCCUCAGCCAUUACAGUAUGCAGAUGGAGCUGUAUAAGAGAGACACUAAAGAAGACGGUGUCAGUCUUUAUCGUCACUUUCCCCUUAGAUGCACCUCAUUUAGUGCUCUUAAUGACUCUGCCUUUGUGCACAUAAAAGGCCAUUAAAUAUAGGCAUUGCCUGGGUUUAUGGGUGUUUUUCUGUUUGAAUAAACAGAUCUGGAGCUGCAGCAUAAAGAUAAGGCUCUGAUGGGAACGCUGAGUUUGCUCUAGUAGCUAAUAUUGAGCAUCAGUGUGUAUAAAUCAUCAAAGCUUGGUGCCUGAUGGUGGUAGCUGGUGCUCACAUGGACCAACAACAAGCUUUGACAUAUUUUCAGUGCUGCAGUGUUUUAAAGUGUCAUAAACAGACAGAAAAUACAGGUUUGCAAUGAUAAGAACUACGCCCUCUGAAGUCUGAUCAUUUAACAGUGCAUUUCAAGAACCACUUUGAAAAACAGCACCGAAAGAUUUGGAAAAGUAGGAGCAAUAAUUGUCUGAUGGUGUCAUGUUUGUCCAACCAGAUGAAGAGGAGUUCAUUUUAAGGACUUGAGAGUUGAGGAGCAACCCCAACUGCUGAGUCAUUUAUCUUUCAGAGACACACUUUUUGAAAUUUACGAUUUCUGCCAACAACAUCUGAAAUGGAAAUAGAAUAAAAUGUACAAACAAAAGAAACUUACAGACUAUGUUAUCCUAAAAUAUGUUGUUAUAGAGAGGGCAUUAGCAUCAGUGUGGCUCCUUAUGAAUCUGCACAUCAGGCAGAGGCAGUCAAGAGGAAUCAUACCAGUCAUACUCUCAUUUUAGCUUAGUGUAACGAUUAAAAAGAUGACUUUAAACAUGUUUUUGGUUGGAUACAAAGUCUAAAUAAUUAUUUCAGAAACAUAUAAACUUUUUUGAAUUGACAUUGUCCAUAUAAUCAUGAAAAUGCCAAUCAUAUGGGAGGAAGAUAGUAAUUAGGUCCUUAAGACCCUGGGAAAUAGUGAGGGUCUGUAAUUGAAUCCUAAUGGUUCACUUUGGCUUGUUUCUUCCUCUCACCCUCAUGAUUUAGAUCCCCCAUCUUCCCCAGUGCCAGAGUAUGUGUUCAAGCCUCCAUCGCGGCCAGACUUUGGCACCAUGGGCAGGACAAUCAAGCUCCAAGCCAACUUCUUUGAGAUGGAAAUCCCCAAACUGGAGGUCUACCAUUAUGACAUCGACAUCAAGCCGGAGAAAUGCCCCAGGAGGGUCAACCGGUGUGUGCUUGUUUAUUAUUUUCCUGGUAUCCAGCUGUCUCUCGUGCACAUUUGUGUGUCCCCUUUCAAUGUACUGAUUUUCAUUUCCCAAUCUGCUCUCAGUGAAAUCGUGGAGCACAUGGUCCAGCACUUUAAAACACAAAUCUUUGGUGAUCGAAAACCGGUGUAUGAUGGGAGGAAGAAUCUCUACACUGCCAUGCCUUUACCCAUAGGCCGAGACAAAGUAUGUGAUUUAGAGACUUGUCUGCAACAUCCAAAACCUCCACCUUUUCAGAAAUUACAUAACGAUAGACGACUGAAGAGUAACGACCUCUGACUUUUCCCAUCCUCCAUCAUCACCCAUCAGGUGGAGCUCGAGGUAACCAUUCCUGGCGAAGGCAAAGACCGCAGCUUCAAAGUCUCCAUCAAGUGGGUGUCCUGCGUCAGCCUGCAGGCUCUGCACGAGGCUCUGUCAGGACGGCUACCCAGCGUCCCCUUUGAGACGGUCCAAGCCUUGGAUGUGGUCAUGAGACACCUGCCCUCUAUGAGGUGAGAUUGAAGUUAUUGAACCCUGAGUCGCUCUUUUAUUUGGUUCUUGUGCAUACUCUUGUCAGAGUCCGGGGUAAACCUGUCACAGAUCUCUUUUUGUGUUUUCAUUAUCUGUCCUUCAUUUGUGAAAAUCAUAUCUUUGUAAAAACACGUUUCCGUCUGUUUCAGGUACACCCCAGUGGGCCGCUCUUUCUUUACCCCCUCAGAGGGAUGUUCGAACCCCCUCGGUGGCGGUAGAGAGGUGUGGUUUGGCUUCCACCAAUCUGUCAGGCCUUCCCUUUGGAAAAUGAUGCUCAACAUUGACGGUAACUUUCAUUUUGAUUUUGCUCGAGUCUUCCGGUUAAACAUUUGAUUUUCUGAAUCUCAUUAUCACGCUCUGCUUCUGUUUGCAGUUUCGGCCACUGCGUUCUACAAAGCCCAGCCUGUAAUCGAGUUCAUGUGUGAGGUCUUGGAUUUUAAAAGCAUUGAAGAACAACAGAAGCCCUUAACGGACUCUCAAAGAGUAAAAUUUACAAAAGAAAUCAAAGGUUGGUGAACCCCUGGGAUACGUAAAACAAUUAAUCGGAUCAUUUUGCAGUCGGUUUAUUGCCCAGCUAAUAGAGGAUACAAAUGUUCUGUCCUGAAAUUGCGGAAGUUUGACACACUAUCUUAUUUCAUGUUAUUUGUUUAAUGACUGUAGUCCUCUCUCCUAAUCUUUCACAUGAUUCCUGCACAAAGGCCUGAAGGUGGAGAUCACGCACUGUGGGCAGAUGAAAAGGAAGUACAGAGUUUGCAACGUGACACGAAGACCAGCCAGUCACCAAACGUAAGAAUCCUCCUGGAGCUAAUCCGAGUUAUUUUGUCAUCGCAGCGAUUAGCGUAUCUUAAAAAAUUUCCAUCCCAUAUUUACAGGCUCUUUUAUUCUUCCCAAACUCACUCUGUAGUUCCUUCACUUUGCUUGAUUAUACUUAAACUGAGACUCACUGUGUUGUUGUUGUUUUUGUGCCGCUUGUUUAUCUCUUUAUACAGUGUGUACUUAAUUUCCUGCCAACUCAGGUUCCCUACCUUUUCUGAUGAUACAGAUCUGGCUGCAGCUCUCAUAUUUCAGGGCUCGACAGUGCGACUGUUUCACUCGCAUUUGCCACUAAAAAUAGAUGUGUGCGAAUUGUAAAAUGUAUUCAGGGACACAUGUGCGCAUAACAAAAAUCAGCUGAGGCAAAAAAUGUUUUUUCAUGAAAACACCCCAGUGAAGUUAGUUUUAGGUUGGAUAUUCGACGGACAUUCACUGCAGAGCUACCGGUGUCUUUUAACUCUCCAUAACCGGGAAUAGCAACAGCAGUGCGGUUUAAUCUACUCUGCAACAUCGGGUGUUAAAUUAGGGACCAUCAAUAAAUUACUGGUUGACGUUCUCAAAAAAGGCUGUUUUCCUUCAAUAGCUUUCAUGCCAUGUGACCAAUUGACCUAAAAUUGAUUUCAAAUAAUAGUACUAAGGUUGGACAAUAAGACACACUUCUUUAGUUCCCUAAUUUGUCCUCUAAAAAUGUUUGUGUUAAAUUUAAAGGCAAAUUCUGAACAUUUUCUUCAAUAGCUUCCAUGUCAUGUGAGCAAAAGACCUGAAACUGAUUUCAAAUUAUAGUACUUACGUCGACCAAUAAGACACACAUUAUCUGAUCAAUUUUCAUUGUGCCCCUAAAGCUCUUUGUGUGCUUACUUUUUCAACUUAGAAGCACAUGCGCUGCUUGUGAAAAAAGUUGGUGUCAAGCCCUGUUUUUCUGAUAGACUAGUGGAGCUGGGAGAUCAUUGCACACCUUUUGGCAAUCCUCUGCUUAUAUCAUGUAGAGGUACAUGAAGUGCAGUAAAAGCAUAAUGCAGGAAACGCUCUAAAACCAGAACUUAAUUCAAGCUCUAUGAAUGUGAUAUGUAAACUAGAUGAGGUUGAAAUCAGUUUGCACUGUUGUCGUCUGUGAGUCUCAUCAGAUUGUUAGGAUGAAAACAAACACUACAUGGAGAUGUCUGUACUUUUUUUCUCCUUUUGACGUUGUUGGUGUGCCUCAACCUUCAGGUUCCCCCUGCAGCAGGAAAAUGGCCAAACCAUUGAAUGCACAGUAGCACAAUACUUCAAAGACAAAUACAAGCUCAUCCUGAGAUACCCCCACCUCCCAUGUCUACAAGUGGGUCAGGAGCAGAAGCACACCUACCUACCUCUGGAGGUGAGCACGUCAAUCCUCCUUUACCUCUUUUCUUUUCUGAUCGAUCACUAGAUUCAGGAUUAAUGCUUCUGCGUGUCCACUCCAGGUGUGUAACAUAGUGGCAGGACAGCGCUGCAUCAAAAAGCUGACAGACAAUCAGACCUCCACCAUGAUCCGUGCCACAGCUCGAUCGGCACCAGACCGCCAGGAUGAGAUCAGUAAGCUGGUAAGUCUUGAAACGUCAACCAUGAAUAUCGAAGAGUUGCCUCAAGUUUGAAACUAUUUCAGGACAAACACGGAUUUAUCAGAAAAGCGUGUUCAAUGGUCACAUCAAGAUUGUGACCCAAAAAACUCAUCGCUCCAUCAAGGCGAUGCUGGAAUUAGAAGCAAAACCAACAUUUAUGAUUUCAUCUUAUCUCAUGACACACGGCUCACAAUAACAGCGCUCUUAAAAACAUGCCAGUCUGUAACAAAUAUUCCUUUUAACAAUUGAGUCACGUUAACUCACACAAAAGUUUAGUUAUUGGUAAGAACCGUUAAGAAUAUGGAAAUCAGCAGCAGCCAAAGCAAAGAAACUUCAAGAGGAAACUAUGUUGUUCGAAAAUAUAGCAACACUGAGUGGCUGAACUCCCAGUUUCUUAACAAGUUCUGAAAACGAAGCUUUGGUCAGACUGCUCUGGUGUGAUAAGAAAGUUUCCUCCCAUGCUGCCAAGUCUUCAGUGUGACACCCAACACAGGCCCAUGGGUGCAUACUUCUCUUUUCGGUUGAAAUCAAUGAUAAGUUAAGAAGAAAACUGAUCAUUUUGUCCAAAAUUAUAGAGCCGCUGCAUUUUUCUUUAACACUACAUUUGGAGAAGAACUCUAAAAUCCCCAAUGACAUCUUUGCUUUGUUCAUCCUUCAGAUGAGGAGUGCCAACUUCAACACCGACCCAUAUGUCCGUGAGUUUGGAGUGAUGGUGAGGGACGAGAUGACAGAAGUAAACGGCCGAGUCCUACAAGCACCUUCAAUUCUGUACGGAGGCAGGGUAAGUUGAUCACCCGGAUGAAUGCGUAGUCGCUCGGAGCUCAUUUGUUAUUACAAAGUUUUAUUGCUGAAUCCUCACCAAGGCUGCUGUCGUCACUCAUUUCAGAACAAAGCAAUAGCCACACCGAUCCAGGGAGUCUGGGACAUGAGGAACAAGCAGUUCCACACCGGGAUUGAGAUCAAAGUGUGGGCAAUCGCCUGCUUUGCUCCGCAGAGACAGUGCACCGAACUCUUGCUCAAGUAAGUCAAGAGUUCGCAGCACACAGCAUUGUGAACGUGGGCCUGUCUGGGGCUGGUGGUGAAGUUAUCUUUUAAAAAUGACCACAACCAACUCAUGCAGAAAUAGCAUCAAGAUGUCAUAUUCAAUCAAUUCAGAGAUGUUCGGAUACCAAUUUUGCCCUCCCAACACCGAUUCCGAUACUUGUGCUGUGGGUAUUGGCCGAUCUAGCAUUUUCGGCAGUAUCGGAGCAAUUUCCGUUACUGGUAUUGGAAUCAGAACAACUCUAAUUUAAACUUUUGACAGAGUUGCAUUGCCCUCAACAAUCAUGACAGAACUCCCUGUUUGUUAAAGGUUUUACCUCCUCAGCCCUCAUACAGACAGAAGUAUUCAAGCUCCACAGGGGCAACGAAAUUGCAAACCAAGUUUACUCACCUGUGCUAUGUAGGAAAGUUGUACAUUGUCAUAUCUUUGAUGCCACGUAGGUAAUAGUUUUUGUUUUGUUUUUUCAGUAAUUUGCUCAAAUUGAAUUAUUUUCUGUUCAACCAGCUCCUCAUUCUGCUGAGAUGUUUGUCUGUCAUAACUCCCUCCUGAACUCUGAAUUGACCCGAUCAUCUCCUCUCUCAGAGCAUUCACAGAUCAGCUCAGAAAGAUCUCCAGAGACGCAGGGAUGCCUAUCCAGGGUCAGCCAUGUUUCUGUAAAUACGCCCAGGGAGCGGACAGUGUGGAGCCCAUGUUCAGGCACCUGAAGUACACCUACCAGGGCCUCCAGCUUGUGGUCGUCAUCCUGCCGGGCAAGACGCCUGUCUAUGGUGAGGAACCAGCUUACAUCAUGUGCUGUUACAGGAGUAUGAUCUAUUUCAUACAGAGAUAUGUAACUGUUAUGAGCCUGUUGUCUCAGCAAGAGGCUUGUAAUGGUAUUUUUUCCUGUUAGAGAUGAUGCCGUUAAAGGGUGCACAUGCUUGUUCAGCCCCUUUUACUCCUCACUGUAACAGACACAUCAUAUUAAUGGUAACAGCUAAUUGAGUAAGGAGUGAGAACUGAAUCAUCUUUAAAGUUCUGCACUGAAACAGUUCAGUAGGAACACAUGAACCCUUUACAGUCCUGAUCAUUUCAACAUCAGGAAUCCCACACUGUUACUACAUGAAGAGAUUUGCAGCCAGUCAGAAAAUGCUCAUGAGCUUAACUUAAAGCAGUGGUUAUCAAGUCCAGACAAUACAAGAAGCGAAUACAGCCAUCUGAGACGGGAGACCAAACUUUGUUUACCACACUGGCAUCCUUUAAGUCAGUGGUUCUCAAGUCCAGUCCUCGAGGCCCACUGUCCUGCAUGUUUUGGAUGUUUCCCUGCUCCAACACACCUGAUUCAAAUGAUCAGCUCGUUAUCAAGCUCUGUAAUGGCUUACUAACGAGCUGAUGAUUUGAAUCAGGUGUGUUGAAGCAGGGAAACAUCCAAAACAUGUAGAACAGUGGGCCUCGAGGACUGGACUUGAGAACCACUGACUUAAAGGAUGCCAGUGUGGUGGACCAAGUUUGGUCUCCAGUCUCAGAUGGCUGCAUUUGCUCCUUGUAUAUUCUGAGUGUGAUCUUACGUCGUUGGUUUCAGGCUGAUGUCUCUCUGUGUGUGUUUUAGCUGAGGUGAAACGUGUCGGGGACACUGUACUCGGCAUGGCCACGCAGUGUGUGCAGGUGAAGAACGUUCAAAAAACAACACCUCAGACCCUCUCGAACCUCUGUCUGAAGAUCAACGUCAAGCUGGGCGGGGUCAACAACAUCCUCCUCCCACAGGGCAGGUUGGUGAAUGUAAUAACGUCAGCAAUGAAGUAUGAACUCCGUCAUGUGCUUUUUUAAAAACAAAGCGAUAACCUUUUUUGUUUAUCUUCUCUUUGCAUCUUUCUUUCAGGCCGUUGGUGUUCCAGCAGCCGGUGAUUUUCCUGGGUGCAGAUGUGACUCAUCCUCCAGCAGGAGAUGGGAAAAAGCCCUCUAUCGCUGCUGUAAGUAACAUCACACCACGGACAUCUGAAUCUCACAGAGUGCGUGUAACCUGAGCUCCAGACUCACCAAACAACAGUGCAGCUAUUCACUUUGUUUAAACGCUCUGUGCUGGUUUUAUGGCCGGAACAUUUAUGGCAAGGGUGAGUCUCGGCUGCUCCCAGCAUCCCCCAAAGCAGCAAUUAGCAGUAAAAUCCAUUGUGUGCUACUUCCCUUAAACAAAGCCAGACAGACAGAGCUGCUGGGGGGUUGGUGGAGGAAAUGGAGUAUUGCUUUCUUCUCAUUCGGUGCUUAUAUGUCUGUACAUCCCGUUCAGGUUGUUGGUAGUAUGGAUGCCCACCCCAGCAGAUAUUGCGCAACAGUCCGGGUGCAGCAGCACCGUCAGGACAUCAUCCAGGACCUGGCCGCCAUGGUGAGGGAGCUGCUCAUCCAGUUUUAUAAGUCGACCCGCUUCAAGCCCACCAGAAUCAUCUACUACCGCGACGGCAUCUCUGAGGGCCAGUUCAACCAGGUGAGACUCAAACCGGUGAAGAAAACAACAUCAGGAACACCUGUUCGAUUCAUUUAGUGGUCAUCUUCGGUGGCGUUCACGUGUUGACCUUUUGACUUGAAAACAUGCAGGUCCUCCAGCAUGAGCUGCUGGCGAUCCGGGAGGCCUGCAUCAAACUGGAGAAAGACUACCAGCCCGGUAUCACGUUUGUGGUGGUGCAGAAGAGACACCACACGAGACUGUUCUGCAUGGACAGGAAUGAGAGGGUGAGUGCUGUGGCAGUGAAAGGAGCGGCCAUUUCUGGCAGUUUAUAGUCCAAAGAAAACAGCACCACCAGAUCAAGUCCUUCUCACUAUACCUCCAUACUUGAAUGUCCAACAAUAGGACAAAGUGUCUGAUAAUCACAUGCUGUGAGAGAGGAAUAGUGAAGAGGUCAAGGCAAGUGUUCUGCAUUUAUAUCUUUCUUGUAAAAAAAAAAAAAGUGGUGCAACUUCACUCUCACCACAAGACAGUCAAUCUGGUUUGGCACGUCCUUGUAAGUAAAGAGAGACUUCUUUGGCAGGAGCAGUAGACAAAGAUAUUGAGCAUGCAACAAAGCUAAACUGUGUGUCUAAAAAGACUGCCUGGUAAUGUCCCUUUUAAUAUCUGGAUAUCCAUCGUGUCUCACUGGGACAUUUUGGUGUGCUUUUGCAGGUUGGAAAGAGUGGUAACAUUCCUGCAGGCACCACAGUGGACACCAAAAUAACCCACCCAUCAGAGUUCGACUUCUACCUUUGCAGUCACGCUGGCAUUCAGGUAAGAGCUGAGUCAGGAAGAAAUGAGCCUCAAGUUUCCAAAUCUCCACUGAAAACAUGUUUAUUUAUGCUGGCUUUUAAUACCCAGUAGUGUGGUAACACUUUGACUUUAUUUUACUGCAUUGUAUCUUAUUCUUUUGUUUUUAUUGUUUUUAUUUAUUCAUUUUUAUUUACUAUGUAUUGUAAAGCACUUUGGUUCACCAAAAGCGUAGUUGUGAAGGGCUGUAUUAAUAAAGAACAUUUACAUAUACGUUUCAAGUCAAAAGACACAUUAUGACCAUGAAAACAAACAAACAACAUGAUCAACCAACGUGGCAGAGGAAAGAAGACUGUUGAUACUGUGGGGAGCGUUUUACCUCCCAGACAACACAGUAACUCUCUCCGUCUCUUGCUUCUUGCAGGGUACCAGCCGGCCGUCUCAUUACCACGUGCUCUGGGACGACAACCACUUCUCCUCAGACGAACUGCAGGUCCUUACAUACCAGUUAUGUCACACAUACGUGCGCUGCACCCGGUCAGUCUCCAUCCCAGCACCAGCCUACUACGCUCAUUUGGUGGCUUUCCGAGCUCGCUACCAUUUAGUUGACAAAGAGCACGACAGGUGAGGAUUCAGAGUUGUUCGCCGUGUCCAUUACCAUUUUGAACAACUCUCCUUAUAAAUUCAGCAUUAUCAAAUUCUUCUGAAAGCCCUCAACAGUUUUGUUAUUUUUUUAUGUUGUCGUUUCAGUGCUGAGGGCAGCCAUACAUCAGGCCAGAGUAAUGGGCGGGACCAACAAGCCUUGGCCAAGGCUGUCCAGAUUCACCAGGACACCCUGCGCACCAUGUACUUCGCUUGAGAGCGCACGACCCCAGGUUGGCGUGGGUGACAUCCCACUGAUGAAAACAAACUACCCCUCGCUGUCUCUCUGUCAGCUGUAGAUAGCAUCACAGUGGCGAUCUCCCUCAUAAGAGACCUGUCAGUCACCCAUAUGUCUACAAUUGUACUUCAUCCCCCUGACUCACCCAAACAAAGCCAGCCAUUAGACUGUAAGAUGCAAAAUAAUCCCUCAUUCGUGGGGUUCGAGCUGGAGGAGGUGUUAUUUACAAGUCGUACCUUUUGUGUGUGUUUUUAUUUGUCGUAGGGAAACAAAAGUAUGUACACUGACAGAAGAACUAAUUUCUGAACUCGAGGACAGUAUCAUUCUACAUUUGGGUGAUUUACAAUCCAGAAGUUCACUCCCCUCCUCUCUCCCUCCUGUCUCUGUUGUUCGUUGGGAUGCGGUGCUCGAAGGGAGAAGGAUCAAAUUCAUCACAAGACGAGGGGCUUGUUUGCUGUUUUAAAAUGCCUAUUGAUUAACUCCUCUGACAAACAUUCUUUAACAGCCAAUCAAAGCAAAGUGCACUGACCAGAAUGGGUACUUCAAUCAGGACUUAAGUACUUAAUAUGAUUUCUCACAUAGGGCACUAUGUGAUACAAAGUGCCAUUUGAGACCACCUUUCUGUCCUCGUUUCUGUGUAAAACUCUGAAUCCUUAUUCCAACAUCUGCCGCGUUUUCAGUAUUUGUCCUCGAUUGACUCUGACCAUCGUUUUGAUGCCAAAUCUGGUGACAACUUCCACAAGAAUAUCUUCGCAUCAGAUAUGUCACGAUCAACCCUCGAACCGACGCUUAGUUUACCCUGGAGGCUUUACUGUUCAGAUACACUCAAAAAACUGCAUUUUUAUCCCCACCUACCUGUCCUGUUAGUCUGAACUUCAAAAGCUGCACCAGAAUCCCCAUCUGUAGAAAAAUGUUAUUGGGACUGGUUCCCAACAAGGACACCUUUCUUAUGUACUCUGAGCCGUGUUGAUAAAAAGACACAUGAUGUAGAAAUCAACAAAGAGGGGAACUUCAAGAAGUCUUUCUUGUCCCCUUCUGUUUUUAUCGUCUAAUUUAAUUUCAGUCAUUUUUUUUUUUUUGUAAUGAAUAUGCAUGUAGCCGAGUCAUGUUUUAGACAUUUAGGCAUUUUUGUGAUAUAUUAUUUUUCUUUUCGUUUCCUCCUUUUACACACAUUAACCCGUCUUUUCUGUUUUGAUGUACAUAGCAGCAGGAUAGUGUUUUCUGCAGUGUUUUAGUCUGAACGGGGAUAUUUAUGUGGCCCUCCAUAUCCAGACGUUCGGUACAGCAGAGUGAAAGCUGCAACAUUUUUAAGAGUUAAAACUGAUUGAAAUUCCCUCAGAGAAAAAAAAAACGUAAAAAAACAAGAAAAAAAUAGCGUUUGCUCCGAGAGUUGGGAGCAGUUGUCGCACAAAAGCUUGGGUUUUAUGCAAACGACUUUUUGUGAGUCUUUCUACUAUAAAGUAACGUUGGUAAUAAGGUAUAUUUUGAAUAAGCUUUCAGUGGAGGCUGCUGAAAAUAUAAUAGAGAUUUUUUUAAACUGACCGGCCCACAUGUAGUCUAAAUUAACACUGUCUAUUUGUAUACAGAUUUUAAAUGCAAAUACUCUCUUGCCUUCUAAGACUGUCCGAGUCUUACUAAUAAUCCUAGACAUUUCCUAACACCCCACCUAAGUUUUACGACUAAGUUAAGCUGGCGAAUGUUCUUGUAAUCUUGAUCUCGAGGCGAGUAGUCUACAUUUUCUAACUAUGCAUCGUUUUUAACCAAGAGAUUUAGCUGUGGGGGUAUCUCACGAGAAUUGGGGUCAUUUAUAGAGAUAGAUAAUCAGGGCUUUGUUUUUGUUUUUGUUUUGUUUUUUUAGCAUGUUGCAUUUAGUAGCGUUUCUUAGUGCUUUUUAGCGUCUUCAUGCCUUUCCAACGGGGAUGAAGUAUUUAUGUGGUCAUUUGUAACCGUGUAGAUUUUAUAGCCUGAAAAUUGGGUGUAUCCUUUGUAACACACAAUCUUUCUUAGCCAAACAAGAUUACAAACUUUUACAUGAUGAAUAUUCAAAAGACACGUAAGCACAAAACAAACAAAAGGACAUCUUGAUUCUAGGUGCUAGAAGUUUUCACUGUAAACCACCUUAAAUCCUCACUGGACUGGUCGACAAGGCUUUUGACAUAAUGUACGUUUAAAAAAAGAAGCUUCAUCACGUGGAGGAUCUUUUCUCUCCCACUGACGACCUUUCUGUGUUACCCUUUUUAUUCAUUAUUACCUGUAAAGCAACUAGAAAUCCGACUGACUGUGUUUGUGGGGCAUUCUGAUAAAAAAAAAAAAAAAAAUCACGUACUUGAUAUUUACUGUUAUGAUGUCAAUAUUGUUCUUAUCGGUGCUGGUCUCACAACAUGUAAAAUUUGGAUGCACUUUUUGAUAGCAGAGCAUCGGCGCGACUUCUACAGACGCGAUCGCAGCAGGAGGCUCAGCCAUAUUGCGUGAGACACUGGUGUAAUUGUACGGAAAUGGCCGUGUGUUCUACCUCUUGUUACCUGUUAAAAGUGUUAUGGUAACAUCACACUGCGGGCCAUUUCUGCAUAAUUACCCCUGCUAUCUAUCAGAUUGGCAUUCUUGGAGUCUCGCAUUGACAGUAGAGGUUGAAACGCUUGGUGUGCAUGAUGCUAUUACAUGCUUAUGUAGUUGUGUGUUUCUCCCGUAGUUUUGACUCAAACUGAAAAGAGAGGGUGUGUCUUUUUUCCUUUUUUUUUUGUUUUUCUUUUUUGAGCAUUGAGCUGUACGACCAAACUCUUGACGUGUGUUUGUAUCCACACGCAGCUUUCCCUCUUUUCUUUCCAUUUAUUCUAUGCACCAGUGAAAAGACAGACUUUUAUUUUGACACCAACCGAUGCAAAGCCCACGUCAGGUGCGAUCAGUGCAUAUCUCUAAUUUGAACAAAUGAAUCUACCCCCUGUGGUGCUGACUGUUAAAAGUUACUUGAAAGAUGAACUAGAAUCAAAGGGCACACCAUGAAAUUCAUGUUUAAAUGUGUUCAGAUGAAAUUCAAUCCAACUUCACCACGGGACGUUUAAGUUUAACCAUGUGAUCAUCAAGUUUUCUCCAUGUAUGAGUGGACCAGAUCAACAGAGACUGGCUUUGUGUUUAAAGGAGGCUGAUGUCAGGUGGAGUGCAGGUGUUUGUUUGUUUAUUUGUUUGUUUGGAAAACCGAAUGUCUUUCGAAAAUGCCUGUCACAUUGUGUAAAAGCGUGCAAAGUGAACAAGUGUCCUACAGGAUGGAGUGCUGAAAUCCAUAAUCUUUUGACGAGAUGUUUUUGUAGUUACUGCUUCUUUGACAUGACCUUUACCAGCACCUUAAAACAGCAGAUCAGAAUGGCAUUGCUUUUCCCCUCCCGGGAAUAAAACUCAAACAUUUGACAGAGAUUUUGCACUAAACAAGGGUGGACUUUUGUAGCUGUUUCAGCAUGGAGUAUUUAUCAGGUGGUGAACAGGCAGCCUCUUUGUUUCGAUUGAGACGUUGGCUCUUUGGUGCAUGUUGAUGAGACACAAGCCAACAAGUCUAAGAGCCUCUGUGUGUGAUUUCCACCUGUCCAACCAGCAUUCAGCAUUUCGUCUUUGAGAAAUAUUCUGCCUUUUUAAAAAUCUUAUCAAAAGAGUGAGCUUGUGGAUGGGUUGCCUUUUGUACAGUGAAGUGGAAGAGAGGGUGCUUUAUGCAAAACCGACGCGUCAAUAAGAGGAUGCCAAAGUGCUGUUUGAAGUAUAUAUGAUGUAUAUAUGCAUAGAAUAAAGAAAGGCCUCUUUCUAUGUGAGACACCACCAGACUAUACAUAUCACUAUUACAGAAAUGUGCUUGAUCACCAUGAGCUGAGACAAGAAUGUGCAGGAAAUGUAAACUGAAAACACCAGCCUGGGUAAAUUUUAGGCACUUCUUCACAAAAGUAAGGUCGCCCUGGGUGCUUUAGUGUGGAACUCAGAACAGCUGUACUGAUGAUAAUGAUGUUACAGGAUGUUUUGUCUCAAUGUUUCACCUCAGUUUGGCAGACCUCUACAGCCAGAUAAGACACAGAUCUGGUUUUUAAACAAAUGCACAUAUCAUACACUAAUAACUUCAUUGACAGAACAGUUUUUCCUGAUUUCAUUCCAUGUGUAACUAAGUUCAAAUUCGGAUUUUAAAGAGGCUGCGUUUAAUCCCUCAUGGUGGUAACUGUCAGUCUGAUCACUUUUAGUCCUCUCGAAGGACCUUGGAUCUAAGUGAAAUCUGCUUUUGGGUGAAGCCAAAACUCGUACAUGGGUUAUUCAAAGCCGGUUUCCUCUGUAAAGUACCAUGUCCCCUCUCUGCCUCUCGUCCGUCUCUUGUAGAGAAUUGAUUGCUGAUAUAGAGAAACCUCUUGUAGAGUAGAGCCUAUUUUCCUAGCUCCAAAUAAUAACAAUGAAUGUACUCAGAGCCUGCGUGGUUUGUAAUAUUGUAUAGGCUAUCCAUCCAGUACAUUUAUUCUCAUGUUUGCUUCUUGUGUACAGCCUUUUCUUUUCUUUUUUUUUAUUAUCUUUGGUGUUUUUCUCCUAUCUAGGCUUUAAUAACUGCAGAAAGUAUUAUGUGUUCUUCUUUAAUAUUUUAUGGACUUAGAUAACGCCCACAUCAUUCACCGCUAUUACUAUUAAUACUUCCAUUGAUUUGCAGGAGGCGUAAACACAGUCUACAGUCUGUCUCGGGAUGUUGGCUACUGUGGCUGUAGUUGACGUUAACAUUUUCACACUGGUGCAAAGAGUCGUCAUCUUUUACAUUCUGGCAUCAUGCUUGUGUGGGGUGCUGUAUAAUAAGAGCUGUGUGUGUGUGUGUGUGUGUUGUAUGUGUGUAUAUACUAUAUAUAGAUGAUUGUUGCUUUGGUGUGUGUGUUCGCUUGUUAGUUUUUUUGGCUUCUGCUCAAGCCCUCAGUCGUAUCCUCUCAUCCUCUGACUUUACAGAGUCGACCUGUAAAAUCCUAACAAUCCUCCUAAAGCGCAGUGUAACUUGAAAACUAACAAGCUAAAAUUUUUGUUUAGGUGUUAUGUUCUUUACUUUUGGCGAGUAUAUGACAACGCAGCUGCUCUUUCAGAUAUUUAAGAUACCGUUUGUAAGUUCAAGGCACUCGGCCAGCUUCAGCAGACCUUUAUUUUUCCUGUUCCUACUUUAAAAAAAAAUAACUUACUGAAACAUAACUUUGUCAGUUUUUAUCAUCAUGUCCACUAACUUACCUGUAGCCAUGCAACACUGGAGCAGUGUCCAUGAGGUCUCAGCAGUUAGAAGUGAGUCUGAGUCAGUCAGUAUAAAUUCAAAUCUGGUGUUGGCAGACCUAGGGUUCGAAGUCUUGCUCCUUAUGUCCACUGACUUGAGCUUUGCCCCUCUUGUGAUGGCCUUGUCUCGUCUGUGUCUUGGUUUUAAACCCCCUUUUAAAGGCCAGGAGUCCUGUUGCAGCCAUAUUUCCAUUGUUCAAGUCUUGAUAGUAACGUCUUUCACCACAGUAGCAGUGCAACUCUUCAGAACGCAGUCUUGGUCUGAUCUUGAGUGUCUCAAUAUGUCGCCACAGAGCUUUGUUUUAUGUGAAAAUUCAUGCUUUCAAAGGGACACAUUUCAGUGACUUUGAUGACCCUAAAUAUCUAAACAUUUUAUCAGUCAGGUUUCAAGAAGAUUUUAUUCGAAAUCUCCGCUCUUGAUUUUGGCAAAUCUAUCGCACAAUCGAUCAAUAACAGUUCCCAUAAUUUUGUUUAUGACUAAAGAAACGCACAAACUAAUGACAUCUGUUGGCCUCCAUUUGUCAGAUAUCAAAUUAUGACAGUAAUAAUUCAAACUUGUGCAAAUCCAGAGGGGGAAUUAGGCGUCAAAGCUUGACCAUUAACAUUAAGGUAAAGCUUAGCCGAGGAAUCCAACAUUGUUGAUGACUCUAUAGUUUCUGGCUGCCAUUGCUAAACCAUAAAGUGGCGUCGCUGCCCUCAGUGGACAUAAGAAGUAGAGUUUGGUUCUGUAAUUGAUCUGACGCUGACUGUGGAGAACUGUUACCAACCUUCACCAAACCAAACCAAGGCCAUCCACCUGAGCUCCAUGUUCAACCACGGAGGGCACAUGUGGGUAUUUUUGUAUUUUGAAAGCAUUUUUAGUCUUCAGCAUGACUUGGCUUCUUAUUUACCAACUUGGAUAAGAAACUACCUCAGAGCAGUGUCAGGUGCUAGCUAAUAUUAGUCCUAAGUUAUAAUAAAGGUAACAAAAUCGAGAGAAUUGUCGCGACCAAACCAAGACAAGCCAACAUGGUGUGAAAACACACUACUACUUUCCUUUAACCUUGAGAAAUGGGAAAAACCAAGUAAUCGUGUACAAUUGGUUGGUUGCUUUAGUUGGUUACAUUGUAGGGGACCAAAUUUUUGUAAUUAGGCAUCUCAUCGUGUCUGUGAAUCCUUUAUUUUUGAAAAGCAGUCAGCACAACCCAGGACUGUAAUCAUCACCCGAUCAAAACGUGCCAUCACCCAGUAACUGCUUUUCCAUAUGACGGUGUUUUAAUAUUCCAGUUAAUUCUGGUGUAACGACAAGAGUUGGUUGUGAUUUGUUUGAAAGAUGUUUGUACAGCAAUAACGUCGGUGUGUCAGUAGGGAAUUGGUGAUUUGUUGAAUAGCAGUCAGUCCUCUCUGCGCCAAUCCAGACAUUGCUCAGUGAACAUUUAAGGCAUUUCGUUUUUUUAUUUUCACAGCCAGCUUCUACUGGGUUUGUUUGACCAGAGAGUUCAAAUAUAUAGGUGUCAUACAGGAUAGAGCCACUCCACAGGAUUUAACACCAACAUAUCUCUGCCAUGCCAGUCCAACACUGCAAUAAAACCAUUUGUUCUCAGUCAAUUUCCACUUCUCCUAUAAUACGCCAGACUCAACGCCAUUUUUGUUAAAGCUAUACGACGACAGCUUACAAAGGGAACAAACACAUAAAACAGUCUUUACAAUCGAACAGAACAUUAAAAACUUCAAUGAAGAAAGGUACAUGUGAUGUGUGGCGAAGAACGCCAGUCUGUCGCAACUUCAACUGAAAACAUCCAGCGGGUUUGUUCGCGUUUUUAUGUGUGCCUUUUGUCGGAUCUCUCUCUCUUCUCCAUCUGGUUUGUGAUUCUUUUUUCCAAGACGGAUUUGACAAAAAUCGUUUGCGCCACAUAAAGAAAAUAUGAUUUCCAUUUUUUUAAUUAUCAUGCAACCUUGUGUGUAGAUGCUGCAUAGAACGAUCAGUAUUUGUGUUUUGCACUUUCAAAGCAGUCUCAAAUAAAAAAUGCCCACCUAAGGGCAGAAAGUUAAAAUAAAUAACUGACGAGGUAUUUUAUGCUAUCAAUAGGAAUUAUAAGGAAUAAUAUGACUUUGAAGAGCUUUUCUAAAAAGGUUGAUAUAUCUAUAUAUAUUCAUGAAGUACCUCAUAAGCCUGAUAUAUGCUGCAUUGACUUUUUUUCUGUAGUGUACUUCAUAAUGUCCAAUAAAAUUUUAAUUUCCCCCUUUUAUGGGGAGGUUUGAAUGUCACUACAGGCUGUGCACACGCCACAACCCGUAAAUCUGAUCAAGUUCUGUCGUAACAUGAGUUUGUUACACCUUGUGGCCAAAUGAAAAUGUGUCAUUUAUGCAAUUUUUACGCUGAUUUCAUCACAGACUCUCUAAGUUGUAGCUUCAUCAUGUUUCUGUGCUCUUUCUUUUUUCUUUUUUUUUUGCAUUAUCUGUCUGUGUAGCCAAAAAAUAAACAAAUAAAUAUCGGGUUAAGUUGACAAAGACGCCUCCUGGGAGGCUGUUAUGUGUAAAACACGACUGUUGACUCAGGUAUUGUCGUGAAAGGGCUGUAUCUGCUUUACUGCACCCCUGCCCCAAUCUCCCCACCCCACCUCUCCUGCACCUUUGUCUUAAAAUAGCCUUAGAUCUACAUGUGAGGUCCCUAUUUGGCCUUAAAAGUUGAACAAAUUAUGCACUACAAUUUCACAGACUUGACAGAAAAAGCUCCAUGUCCGAUUCAGACACACUUUGUGAAGCGUUGCCAUGUUAUCUACCUCCUAUGAAUGUAGGGGCUGUCCUGGAAUUGUAGUCCACUGCAAAACUAAGAAAGCAGACAAUCAUCUGUAGGUUCUUGAAAAUAUUUUUAAAAAUAUAUAAAUAUAUAUAUAUUCCUCUAUUCAUCCAUAGAGCUGAUUCCAGGACUCUCCGUUAUAUUUCCCCUCACUGGCCAUUUUCAUUUCCCACACUGUUUUUUUUUUUAAUCGUAAAGCCAUGAUGGAGAAGCAAAGUGACCAAAGUCUCUUAACGAAGGCAGCCCUGCACAGCUGUGUGAAUUCAAACCUCCCUUCAUUGGUGUGAUUUUGAGCUCAGCUCUGAGUUGUUGUUUAUAUUUUUCUCUCUCUGUCUCUCUUUCUCUCUCUCUCCUCUCCCUUAUUUAAACCACGACAUGCCAAAACUGAAUUUGCUGUCAUUCCUGUUCUGGUGAGGGUCUUUAUGUUGCUCAUUUAUAAUUUGUUCACAUCCACUGCUAAGCUCCUUGUUCUUGUUGUUGUAAAGUUGUAAGCUUUGAUUUCUAUUUUUCAUUUCCUUACUUUUUUUUUUGUUAACAAUUAUACUUACAGAACACAAGAUAUGCUGUAAACCCUGUUAGGACAUAAUGUGAAUACGUAUCACUUAAUAUAGUUCACUCUUUGGCUUGACUGUAAGUUGCGUUAAUUAAUAAAAAUGUUGAAAAACUUUG
This is a messenger RNA of Xyrichtys novacula (pearly razorfish), 20291 nucleotides long. Lineage: Eukaryota; Metazoa; Chordata; Actinopteri; Labriformes; Labridae. The record is from the annotation of a GenBank genome assembly.